This is a messenger RNA of Rotaria sordida, 459 nucleotides long. Lineage: Eukaryota; Metazoa; Rotifera; Eurotatoria; Philodinida; Philodinidae. The record is from the annotation of a GenBank genome assembly.
AUGGCUGUUGAAUACUCUGGCAUGAGCGGCAAGAUCACUCAUGGGGAUGUGAAAGUUUAUGAUGCAUGUUGUUACUAUGGAGCUCUCAUUGUAGCUGCCCUUGGUGGUGCAAAGAAAAAUGAAUUAACCAGUCAAACAUUCUACGAUGAUCACUUGGCAUGGUUCGGUAAUCGAGCUCUUCAUCCUGACGUUAUGGCGAUAGCUCGAGGUUCUUACCAAAGAAAAGGUGGCUACGACGAUGGAAUUCGAGGAAAGGGAUAUAUUAUCAAUGCUCUAGAAGCAGCUUUAUGGGCAUUUUGGAGUGAUGAGGGUUCAUUUGAGAAAGGUGCACUUAAUGCAGUGAAUCUAGGCGAUGAUACAGACACAACAGCAGCUAUCUAUGGUCAAUUAGCUGGUGCUCAUUAUGGAUACAAAAAAAUACCAGAAAAAUGGUUGAAAGAAAGUUCAACAAGUCAAUGA